AAGAAAUUUAGGCCACUUCCAUCGACACACCAUCGGUGUACGAUGUAAAGCUGGUAAGUGAAAGUGAAAGGCAUUCCGGCUGGUCGGAAGAAAGCCUAACCAGCACGCGCCCGUCGUGUGGGUGCAAUCAAGUUUGAAUCGGCAGAGGUUCUGAAGGAUAUGGUCGCAUUUUGGAAUUGAAUGGGGAUCCUUUGCACCAAGUGGUUCAUCACUGUGACGAAGGAGGAUUGAUGCCAAGUGGAUAUUCAACGGUUUUUUUUUGUGUUUGUGAUAGAUGCUUUAAACUUGCUUUAAGUGGUUUUGAUGAUUUUGUGGAAAUGAAGCGCUCGAAGAAUAUUUAAACGGUGGUGUGAUGAACCAUCAAUUGGUGUGUUAAUUUAAAUCGGAAACCAUCGCGGGGUUAAGUGUACGGGAAAAUUAAACUCAAUUUCGGAGCGCGGAAUUGAAGUUGAUCGACAUGCUCCGUUCACUGGGUGGUUCAACUGCAGAUGAAAAGUAGAUGGCGCCCGGAUCGUCGUCCGUCGACAUGUGUUGCUAUAGUGAAAAUGAAGGAUUUUGCUGAGUGGUGACAGCUGGUUUUUCGCAAAAUUGGCUACCCGUUAAUCAAAUUUCACGUGUGCGGUGUGAAAUUUCGUGCGUGACAAAUCAAUGUAAUGGGGUGCGGUUUUCCCUGCUGUAAGAUCAAAGUGACCUACGUAAUGAAAAUAAAGUGAAGCGUUACUUAGCAACAACAACAACAACAUGAAGCAUCACCAAAUGGAUAUGAAGAACGUCCCGGAUCCGAUUGCGUCGGUCGUGGCGCAGAUGGUCCUCGGCAACAGCGAUGACUUCAACAAUUCGCUGGAGCUGGACUACCGGAGUCCGGUGUUGAAACCGGUCCUGGCGAAGAUUUAUCCGAUUUUCAUUAUCCUCUACGUGAUUCCGGCUGCGCUGGGGAUCGCAACGAAUGUGCUGGUGAUUAUGUACAUUAGCAAGUACAAGCUCUACCGGGAUGCGACGCAGGCUUUCUUGGUGAACCUGGCCGUUUGCCACAUUGUGCAGUGUGCGUUUGUGCUUCCGAUCACGCUGAUGGUGAUGCUGAUCCAGAACUGGAUCUUCGGGCAAUUUAUGUGCUACUUUCUGCCGCUGUUGCAGGACAUCCCGCUGCACGUUGCCAUGAUUUCCCAUCUGUUGAUAGCGUGGGACCGAAAGCGCUGGCUGACGGAUCCGCUGAAGGCCCGGCUGCCGGCGUUCGUGUGCAGUAGUGCCUCCUGGCUGUCCGGGAUGGUGAUUGCGCUUCCGUAUCCAAUCUACACCACCUAUCUGGACCUUGGGAAAUAUUUGCCUGACGACUUCGAGGGCGUGGGAAUCUGCGCCAUAAAUCUCGUCGACGACAUGCAGGAGUACAUGCGGGGAUUAUUCGUCAUUAUGUACUGUGGCCCCAUGACACUGCUCGGAUAUCUCUACAUAAGGACCUCCCGGGAGCUACGACCCCCCGAUGGGCCCCUCUCGAUUAUGAUGUUCGAAGCGAGGGCCGAGGCGAGGAGUAAACAGCUGCGGGCAAAUCGUCACGGAGCGAGGAGUGGGACGACAAACGCCAGUAAUGGAGGAAACGGAGUGGAUCUCAGUGCCGGUUCGCGAACCUACGACCUGUACGAUGCCGAGGUGGACGUUUGUCGGGAGAAGCGCACCCAGCGCCACCUGGGCGCCAUGGCCUCCACGCAGAUUCUGUGCGUCUGUCCGCUGAUGAUUCUGAGGUUGGCUCGGAUGGCACUGGUCGAGACGUACGAAAACCAGGCCCACUUUGACAUAACCUAUCUGAUGUUUGUGUGGAUGGCCUUUCUGCCGACGGUGAUAGUGCCCUGGAUCUACGCCAACUGGGUUCUGUCGAGACCGGCCAAGGAGCGCCUCCGGGGCUACCUGCGUCUCUCAUCCCGUCGCAACACCGGUACCAAGUCCGAGCAAUCGCUAGAUGAAACGAGCUCUCCAGCGGGUGUCAAAACGCCCCUAUCGUCCACCCAGAUGUGCAUGGUCACCGGCCAUUCAGCGCCAUCGCAGGACGUCACUUCCCAUCCUCCGGUUCAUCCGCGGGUCAAGUCUCUACCGUCGAUCGACCGGUCCAAAUCGCCAGCCGGAAUCAGCACCAAGACCCAGCAGUCCACGGUCGAAAGUAGCAUCGCGGAGAGUUCGAUCUCGGCAAUGGCGGCCAAGAGUGGCACCGGUUCCUCGGCCGGGCGUCCUCGAAGGCAACUGCCACCACCGUUGCGCAUCGAACAUAGCAACUUCGAUAAGACUCCCUCGGUGCACAGCCGGAACUCAGCGGGAACCAAGGUUCAGCGAUCCUCGCUCAAGUCCACCAGCAGUAGCGGAAGGACGAGCGAGAGAACCCUACCGAUCCCUAAUCAAAAAACCGUAGACAAGAAGCCAGCGGAAGAAGAAGACGAUUACUGCUCAUCGAUAGCGGGGCAUUUUUCGAACGUAACCUCCAGCACGGACUGCAACAUCAACGAACGGGAAGUGGUCGCUCCGGAACUAUACGAACCGUUGCAUACCGUCCCUCGGCAGAACGUUCUGUACAAGUCGGCUUCCCCGUACUACCAAGGCAAUAACGACUCGAACGAUUCGGAUUCGGACAUCUACCAACGGCGGCCGGCUCGAUACGGGUCUCUUUCCAAGCAGGACUCCGGCAUCCUGAAGGGAACUCCUUCGAUAAUUUCAGCUACCGAUAGUGAGUACUCCUCCCGGAAGGGAUCAUUGAGUACCCUUUCGAGGGACAUGGAAAUCAUUGACCGGCUGGAGCGUGAACGUAGCAUGGACAUCCAGGAGAUGAUCCAGCGGGAGAACUAUGAGUACUACCUGUCGCGCCAAAACUCCAAGUUCAAAUUUUCCACCAACUUUGAUGACUACUUUGAGGAGGAACCUCCGCCGCCAGUGGCGGUAGCGGGUUCAGGUUCGGGUUCGCAGAAUCCGCACCCCGUAUCACCGCACAUUGUGCGGAACUCUUCAAACCGGCGCAGCAACUCGAGCUACGCUUCCGCCAAACGGGAUAGUGGCUACGAACCGCCGCUGCCGCAGUCCCAGCCGCAGAUGACGCCAGGAGGUAGUGGUGCUGGUGGUAUUGGUGGCAAGAACAGUACAGUGCAUCAUCAUACCGGACCACGGCGGUCUUUUGAUCUGGAGAGGCAACAGCAGCAGCGGUUCAACCGGACGUACAGUGCGCAUUCGGCGCGGGGCUCCACCAAGUCGAGGGACCGUGUUAGCUUUCAUGAUAAUGUGUAAAGAGAGGACCAAAGAGCGAGCGAAAGAGGUAGUUUUCGGUGCCAAAGUUCUAGGGAAGAGAUUAGCUCACAAUAGCUAGGCGACAGACAGGUAGGUGGACAUUCUUCCUCGUACGACGGUGAUGGGAUCCUGGGAUUACCUGCGGGGUUAUGAAUGUUUAGAUAACGCGCACAAAAGUUCAAAGAUGGUUGAAGAUAUGGAGAGGCCACCCUGGCAGCUGUGACAGGUUGCGAUGGAAUUGGGUUUGAUUUUUGCACUUUUCGGUAGGUCUGGUAACUGUCAAUAGAUAUAAUAUACCGUUUCAGCCAUUCAAGGCGACGGGAAACUCCAGGGAA
This is a messenger RNA of Ochlerotatus camptorhynchus, 3593 nucleotides long. RefSeq lists its product as uncharacterized. Gene Ontology annotation, biological process: neuropeptide signaling pathway. The record is from RefSeq and is a predicted model, not a curated record. Lineage: Eukaryota; Metazoa; Arthropoda; Insecta; Diptera; Culicidae. The transcript is spliced from 8 exons. Gene Ontology annotation, cellular component: plasma membrane. The coding region runs from base 742 to 3258 and encodes 838 amino acids. Gene Ontology annotation, molecular function: neuropeptide receptor activity.